Messenger RNA from Aspergillus pseudonomiae, 1768 nucleotides. RefSeq lists its product as uncharacterized. The record is from RefSeq and is a predicted model, not a curated record. NCBI's taxonomy places the organism in Eukaryota, Fungi, Ascomycota, Eurotiomycetes, Eurotiales, Aspergillaceae. The coding region runs from base 197 to 1363 and encodes 388 amino acids. The transcript has a single exon.
CGUCCGGGCACUGUUUGUGGCUUAGUGCUUCUUUCGCGGUCAGCCUUGUCAGAGCAGCACAUGACUCAGGCUGAUAGGCAACAAAGAGCGGCGCAUUAUUCAGGCUCACUCUCAUACAACAAUCAUUUAAACACUGCUUCCUCCUGUAUUGUCACUUCCCUUCGUCGUCACUUGCUCUUCACUCAUAUCACGCACCAUGAGUCUCGGCGCACUCCCCAAUGAAAUCCUCUGUCUUCUCCCUCUCUACAUCGAUAACAUUGAGACCUUCACCAACGCCGCAGCAUCAUGUCACAGACUCCGUGAUUGCCUAUACACAGCACACCCCAACACGAUACUCCGGCUGGCUGCCGCCUCGGCCCCCACAUUCUUCUCUCCCCACCCUCAUUUCCUCGUCGCUGCCACAGCCCGCCAAGUCAGUGACUGGGCAUUAGAGAAUGAGGCACGUACAUCUGACCUCCGCAGAGCCUUCCAAGGUGGAAUCGACAGCCUCUAUGAAUUCUGCCUCCAACAUGCGGGCCUAACGCUAGAAGACAUCCGAAGAACACAUCUAGCCCGGUUCUCCACCAUCAACCCUCUCUCGGACAAGAUCGACAAGAUGGCCGGCAGGCAGUGGUACGCUACGCCAGGUUUCUGGAAUGGCGGGGUGAGCGAACCCUACACCGUCGCCACGGAGCCAGAUCGAGCGACCUUCCAAAUUAUCACAUAUGGGGAGUUGUUCGGGCGAAGCAUGGACGCCUUUCUGCAGCCGGAAAAGAAUCUCCCCUAUUUUGAUAUACGAACCCGAAUCGACUACUUCACCUACUGUCUCCCCGAUUGGGUUUGUUCCAGUUACCCCGGGUUUAUUAGAUUAGCGACCGGUCCGUAUGCGACGCACCUUGAAAGACCGGGGGAAGGAGACCAGACAGCCAUGCAUCAUAUCCUACAUUGUGGUCGAUGGAGGCGCAUGUGGGCUGCUGCCAUUCGGUCGGUUCUGGGAGAUGACGAUGCGUUUACUGAUGAGGACGAGGAGGAGGAGCACUGGCGGAAGAGGAUGUUGCGUAAUGCGUUGCAGAGUCAGGGACUUGAGGGGAUGCAGUUAGUCACGUUGCCCGUGGAGAAGAUGGAUAAAGAAUAUGUGCAAAAGGUGAGGAGGAUGAAGCAACAGAUUGAUCAGUUGAAUCAACCUCCACCAGUCGAAAUGCUGGGGAAGGGGACGCUCACCCCGGUGUCAUUUGCUCCGGACCCUCCCAAUGAUGUUGAGAUUCCAUGUAGGAAUAUGUGGGGACCGUGGACGGCAUUCAACCCAGAUGCAGCGUCGGAUGAGGACUCAGAAGAAGAAUCAGAUUCGGAAUGGGAAUUAAAUUUUGAAGAGAUUGAACAUUAAUACACCUCCUACUCACGAUUCUCAAGUUCAAACAUUUCCAACAAAUAUAUAUUUGCAAAGCUUGUCAUGCUAUGGAACAUUGGCUACUAGUAUUUGAGCGACCGAAUGGUUUAGAGAGUCUUUUGUGCCGGCCCUCUGAAAUUCUGCUGUUUAUAUAGGUAAUGAAGUCGAAGACUGAUACUGAUCCCAGUCAGCGCUACAUUGACUAGUAGCUAGUUAAGGAUGACUUGCAUAAGUGAAGCUCUUUGAUGCUAUUUCAGCACACCAGGGUCUGACGCUAAGCCAGACUAGGUAGAGAUCGACUUAGACCCGUUUAUCAGUCUGUCCGUUUCCUCGACGAAUGCCUGUGGGUUCGAAUCCCACUGGGAUGGAAAGUCUCCUUUUUUCCAACAGAUAUUUUUUGUA